CAGCUCAUGAUGAAAUCCUGAAACAAAUCAAAUCCCUACAAACCAUCACUUGAAAUUCUUAUGAACUAAAACAUAGAUUAGAUAAUUUAAAAUUAGAUAAUCAAGAAAAAAUGAUUAGUUUUGACAUUGUCAGUUUAUAUACACGUAUAUCAAUAAAUAUGACUAUAGAGGGAGUCAGAAGCGAACUCAUUUCUAACCAAGAGCUCGAACUUAAAACGAAAGUGCCACUCGAGGACAAUGCUGGGAGUGCAGCUAUGUCUGACUUCCACAGUAUUUAAAUUCCAGGGGAAAAUAUACAAACAAAUUGAGGGAGUUGCCAUGGGGUCACCAAUAUGCCCGGUUGUGGCAGAUAUAUUCAUGGAUAGGUGGGAAAACAUAGCGACUGAAACGUUCAGCCCCACCCCAAAAGUAUGGUGGAGGUGUGUAGAUGACACAUUCACUGUACUUAGAACACAAGAUAUAGAUAGACUUUUCGAGCACAUUAACUGGAAGGUAGAGGCAAUUCAAUUCACUUAUGAAUUAGAAAGUCAGGAAGAUUGUAGCGUAAAAAGGAGGGAAUAUGGGAAGUCAAACACUGGUGUUUACAGGAAACCUAUACAUUCAAACGUAUAUUUGGACUUCCGAUCAUACCAUCCUAUCUCAGUGAAAAUAGGAUUAGUGAAAUGUUCAAGUAAUAGAGCACAAAACUAAGUAGUACCAAGGAAAAUCUAAGACAGGAAGUGAGGCAUAUAAGAGAAGCUUUGGAACUUAAUAUUACCCGGAUAAAUUAGUCAGAAAGUAUGUAGGGAAAUGUAAAAAUAAAAUAAAUAAUGAUAGUAGUGAUAGUGAUGAUAAUAAUAAUAGUAAUAUUAAUGACGAUAUGCAUAUCAAACAUGCGCAAGAUGACAACAAAAAUAAGGAAUCUAAAUCAUCAGUAAUAAUUGCAUACAAGGAAGGAACCUCGGGAACUUUACGCGGAAUUCUUAACAAAGCAGGAAUAAAAGUGGC
Molecule: messenger RNA, 987 nt
Organism: Trichobilharzia regenti
Lineage: Eukaryota; Metazoa; Platyhelminthes; Trematoda; Strigeidida; Schistosomatidae
Source: the annotation of a GenBank genome assembly